Messenger RNA from Nematocida homosporus, 834 nucleotides. RefSeq lists its product as uncharacterized. NCBI's taxonomy places the organism in Eukaryota, Fungi, Microsporidia. Bases 1 to 834 code for a protein of 277 amino acids. The record is from RefSeq and is a predicted model, not a curated record. The transcript has a single exon.
AUGGAAACUACUAAGAAUAGAUUGGAUGACGAGGAAGAAAGGCGCAAAAGUAUGCUUAGUACCUGGCGGCCUGUGCAGCUUAAGACCCAAGUGAAGUCCGUGCUUGAUGUCUUUGUUCAUGUAAAAGACCUUAAUUUGUCUUCGAUUGUGUUUUCCACUAUCGCCAAGGACAUGAAGUUCUUUAUCAGAAGUUUGGGCGAGCUGGGCUCGCUACUAGCCGAAAUUAUCUAUCGAGAAAUCAAAACCGGCAAUAUGCAGAAGGAGCACAAGCGGCAGGUCAAGCGCCGCCGGCUGAUUUGGCAAAUACGGGCUAUUUUUGAUCAUCUUUCAACAUCCGAUAAUGCCUAUAUACUAGGGCGGCAGAAAAGUCAGCAGCUCAAUUUCUGGAAUACAACAGUGCGCUAUCUAAAGACCCAUGGCACGCCUGUCUUUGAGGCGUAUCGCUAUAGGAUGGCCAUGCUCAAAGAGGCCCAAAUCCAACAAGAGAAAGCACAGAGCCGUCUGCUGGCUUGUCACCGUGCAAAAGGAUGCUGUGGCGGGAAGAAACAGACCCGAAGCCGGCCAGCAACAGCUCGAAUGGUGAUACCGACCGUGCCCGAGGCGCCACAAGCAAACCGGCUUCUAUUUUCUACUCGCGGGCACAUUAACAAAGACAUUCAGCCUUUUUCGCCUUCUUCUAACUGGCGGCUGCAAUACGAGGUUUACUGCGCCCAGUACUACGAUCUGCUCUACAAAGAGCGAUACAAUGAACACGGGCCGGUGCUCGAAACGGGCAAAGAAGCUAUGCUUUAUAACCACUACAUAUCGUAUUACAACCACUUUAUGUCUAAGUAA